CAUUGCAACUCCGAGUCCUCAGACCAGCCAGACUGAUCCGCCAUUGCCAUCGCCAUUCUCGCCUGCUUCGAUUGUCGAGUGAGCAUCCGAACUUGCCGCUCCUUUUCAAACGCCCAGCUCCGUACCCCAGUUACCACCCCCGAGACGUCAACAGCGACAUCGACCCCGACACACUCUCUUCAGCCGAUAACAUUGUCUCGUCACGCACACCUACGUCUCUGCUCCAUCGCUCUUCUUAUCUACUACAGCCUACAAGCCCACACACAAUAACCGACGAUACCAACCACCGCCAUGGCGACCCCCCUCGACACCGAUGCCGGAUCCGAGCUGUUCAGCAGCUACGAGGCCGAAUUCAAGCUGGUCCAGGCCGACCUCACCCAGAAGCUCGACCAGAUCCCCGAGCUGAGCGGCGAGCCGCGCAAGGCCGCCAUUAGCCAGGCCGAGCGAGCGCUCGAGGAGGCCGACGAACUGCUCGGGCAGAUGCGCUUGGAGAAGCAGAACAUCCCGUCGUCGUCGCGGCCGAAGGCGAACGCGCGGUUCCGGACGCUGGAGUCGUCGGUGGAGUCGGCGAAGCGGAAGCUGGCGUCGCUGUCGUCGGACCGCGCGGCGCUCUUCGGGUCGCGGUACCGGGACGACCCGUUGGCGGGCGGCGCGGACGGCGGCGGCGGCGCGUCCGACCAGCAGCUCGAGCAGCGCCAGCAGCUGCUCCACGGCACCGACCGCCUCGACCGCUCCUCGCAGCGCCUCCGCUCCUCCCAGGCCCUCGCCGCCGAGACCGAGGCCGUCGGCGCCUCCACCCUCGCCGACCUCCACCAGCAGCGCGAGCGCAUCGCCCACACCGGACAGGUCCUCUACGAGAGCGAGGGCUACGUCGACCGCAGUGUCAAGACGUUACGGGGCAUGGCCCGUAGGAUGGCUACGAAUCGGAUAAUCACUAUCGCCAUCAUCACCGUGCUGGUGAUCCUGAUACUGGCUGUCAUCUACGCCAAGUUCAAAUAGAGGGAGAGAAAGAGAGGGAAAGACGAAAGACGGGAAGUGGGUACGCGGGCGAAGAGAGGCCGAGAAACAGCCCCCUUUCCCUGUGCCUCCUAGCGAAUUUGCCCGUUGUCCUAUAGAGAGAGAGAAAGAGAGAGAGAGGAAGUUUUGUUAUUUUCCCCUACUCUCUCUUUUCCGGGGGGUUUUUCUUCUUCGAUUUCCCGUUUCGCUCACAUGAGGACGGCGUUUAGGGCGCGAGAUAUCGUUCUGUUCAAAGGGGAGGGAGUAGAGGAGUAGGAAGUGCUCGCGUUGAAGGCUUUUAUUCUGCUAGCGGUGCGCUUUCUACGAUGCUGUGUGAUGUGCGUGUGUAUGUGUGUACGUAUGUGUGUGUGCGUGUAUGAGUACGGUAUGAUAUCUUGGUAUAGUUAACCUAUCUGUAUGUUGGGCACGGGUUUCGCUAAAUCCCCUUAGCCCCCAUAUCACCGAAUAGAGCAGCCGGAAUUCCGGUCGUUGUUACUCCGUAUCCGCAUGAAUUCCCAAUCACGUCGUCGUUUCGAGG
Durotheca rogersii is the source of this 1534-nucleotide messenger RNA. RefSeq names its product vesicle transport V-SNARE protein. Gene Ontology annotation, molecular function: SNAP receptor activity; SNARE binding. NCBI's taxonomy places the organism in Eukaryota, Fungi, Ascomycota, Sordariomycetes, Xylariales, Xylariaceae. The transcript is spliced from 3 exons. The record is from RefSeq and is a predicted model, not a curated record. Gene Ontology annotation, biological process: intracellular protein transport; vesicle fusion with Golgi apparatus; macroautophagy. Bases 292 to 999 code for a protein of 235 amino acids. Gene Ontology annotation, cellular component: late endosome membrane; Golgi apparatus; ER to Golgi transport vesicle membrane.